Messenger RNA from Echinops telfairi (small Madagascar hedgehog), 2517 nucleotides. RefSeq names its product nuclear GTPase, germinal center associated (gene NUGGC). Gene Ontology annotation, molecular function: GTPase activity. Bases 1 to 2517 code for a protein of 838 amino acids. The record is from RefSeq and is a predicted model, not a curated record. The transcript is spliced from 19 exons. Lineage: Eukaryota; Metazoa; Chordata; Mammalia; Afrosoricida; Tenrecidae.
AUGAGGAGCUCGGAGAGGAGGGUCCUGAAACUUCCAAUCCUUCCUGGUAAUAACAGGAAAGACAUCGAGAGGCUGAUUCUACCAAGUGGACAAAAGCAAGAGUUCACCUCUCAAGAAAUGGAGGAUUUUCUGGGUCAAAAUUCACCACCAGUAGACGCUGAGGUCGGUAAAGAACCACUGAGAAAACGCCGCCGGUCAGACCGAGAGCAGCGGUUCCGGGCCUUUCCCUCCAUGGAGCAAAGUGCUCUUCGGGAAUAUGAACGAUUGGAGUCACGCAGCAGAAGGGUUCUGAGCAACACUUAUCAGAAACUUAUUCAGUCUGUCUUCCUGGAUGAGAGCAUUCCCAGUGGAGUCAAAUACCUCAUAAACAGACUUCUUGCCUUGAUUGAAAAGCCAUCAUUGGAUCCAAUCUACAUUGGGUUAUUUGGAAGCACUGGGGCUGGAAAGAGUUCCCUAAUCAAUGCCGUCAUCCAGCAAGCCAUGUUUCUACCAGUGUCAGGAGACAGGAUAUGCACCUCUUGUAUCGUGCAAGUGAGCUCAGGCUGCUGUGACCAGUAUGAGGCCAAAGUGCACCUUCUCUCUGAUCAGGAGUGGAAGGAGGAACUGAAGAACUUGACUAAACUCCUGCAUGGGACGGAGGAGUUGGGCAGAGAAGCGGAGGAAUGGCUUAGGGAUGAUGCCGUAGACGAAGCCAUCUGGAAGCUGCAGAUGCUCUACGGCCGGGGAGCCGAGAACAAGACCUAUGAGGAAUUACUCAAGGCCAAACUCAAAGCAAAGAUCCCCACCUCCAGAAUCAUCACCCUCAAGGCAGAGGAGGCGGAAGAGCUGUCUAUCAAGCUGGACCCCUACAUCCGAGCUCAGAGGAGAGAUUGCCAUGCCGAUUCAGCAGGGACACCCAUUUGGCCCUUGAUCAAGCUUGUGGAAGUGACUCUUCCCAAAUCCGAGCUGAUUCCAGCAGGGGUCGUGCUGGUGGACAUUCCAGGCACUGGUGACUUCAACAGCAAGAGGGAUGAGAUGUGGAAAAAGACCAUUGACAAGUGCUCCGUGAUCUGGGUGAUCAGCGACAUAGAGAGAGUUUCCGGAGGGGGAGCCCAUGAAGACCUUCUGAAGGAGAGCAUCAAGGCCGGCCAACGGGGAUUCUGCAAGGACCUGGCCCUGGUGGUCACCAAGACUGACAAACUCCACUUGUCAGAAUACCUAAGGGAAAGAAGAGUGGGAAAUCCAGUGGUCCAAAGUCAACGUGAGGCCAUUCUGGAAAGAAAUGAAACAGUGAAGCGACAGUGGAGUCUACUUCUCAAGGAAAGACUGAAGAGAAAGCUGCCGGCGGACCCCAAGGCUCUGGAAGCCUCGGAUCUGGUGUACACAGUCAGCGCCCAGGAGUACUGGCAGCAGGCGCUCCUCACUGAGGAGGAAACUGAAAUCCCCAAGUUAAGAGAAUAUAUCAGGAAACAGCUCUUAGACAAGAAGAGGAGGAUGGUGACCAGGUAUGUGACUGAAGCCUUCGGCCUGCUGGUCCUCACAGACAGUUUCAACUCCACGGACAAACCGCCGAAUGAAUAUUUGCACAUGAGUGGCCUCCGGGGAUUUGUGGAAGAGAAGAUACAGCUGCUGGAGAAGAGCAUCAGCCAAUGCUUUGCCCACAUAGAGCGGCCUCUGUGGGAAGGGGUCAGAAAUGCCAGGACUUCCUAUCGACAGACCCUCAGCAGAUGUCUGGUGAGGAGUAGAGGAAACCAAGGGUUCCACCAGACUCUGAAAGCUGUUUGCCUGAAGAACGGCAUCUAUGCCUCCAGGACGCUCGGCAGAAUAGAUCUCAAUGAAGCCAUCACUCAGCCAAUGUAUGACCAGAUUGACCCCGUGUUUGGAAGCAUCUUUAGGGCUGGGAAGGCCCAUGAUUCAGCUCUGAUGCCUCUCAUAGAUGCCUUCAAGCACUCUCUGCAAGAGAGAAUGACAGAAAUUGGGGUGAGAAAUGGCUGGAAAUAUGAUAGCUGCAAAAAGAGUUUCCUGAUCCAGGAGAUCAGCGCCAUCCUGGGAGGCCUGGAGGGGCACGUCCUGCGGAAGAAGAGGAGGAUCUAUGAGUCUCUCAGCACCUCUGUCCAGAACGACCUGAAGGCCUGUUAUGAAGAAGCAGCUCAGAUCACCGGCAAAAAAGCCUGCGAGAGAAUGAAAGAUGUUCUCCGAAGGGGCGUGGACCGGCAGGUGGCCGAGGGCAUGUUUGAAAGGGCUCAAGAAAGGAUGCAGCACCAAUUUCAGCAAUUGAAGAAUGGGAUCACAGAGAAGGUGAAGGGGAGCGUGUCCACCAUGCUGACCCUGGCUUCAUCCCAGGGGAGUGGCCUCUACAAGGAGCUGGCAGACGUCAAGAACGAGUACAAGGAGAUGGAGAAGCUGCACCGAAGCCUGAGGGAGGUUGCCGAGAACGCAGUGCUGAGGAGGGGCAUGCAGGCCUUCCUCCUGAAAAUGUCACCCAGCAAGGGCAGCCCCGCCAAACGCCACUUUAAUCCACGGGGCUCAACCCCAUGA